AUGCACGGACGUAAAGGAGGAGGAGAACUGAUGGAGGCUGUGGUGCGAGUGAAAACAACGCGAGAGGUUGAAAAUAUCGUUCGCGCGUGCGCGGAGUUCAAGAAACCAGUGGUUCCGAGAGGCGCCGGGACGGGAUUGGAAGGCGGGUGCGUGGCGUACUUUGGUGGGAUUGUUUUGGACGUGUCGCUUUUGAAAACGAUGUCGAUGGAUGAGAUGCAACGCACCGCGACGGUCGGCGCGGGCGUGUUGAAGAACGAGUUGAAUACGUUUUUAGAACCGUAUGGGUUUAUAUUCGGCCCGGAUCCGUCCUCGAAUCCAAGCGUCGGCGGGAUGGCGAGCACGGGGGGGAGCGGAUUGUCAACGCUCAAGUACGGAACGUCGAAGGAAAAUAUCGUGAGCAUGAAAGUCGUCACGCCGAAAGGCGAGUGCAUCGAAACCAGACGAAACGUGAGGAAAAGCUCAACGGGGUACGAGUUAAACGCUCUGUUUUUAGGCGCGGAAGGCACUUUAGGCGUGAUCACGGAACUGACCGUGAAAUUGUUUCCGAUUCCAAAAACGAGAGUCGGGGCGGUGGUGCAAUUUGAAACGGUUCGCGACGCCGCGGAAACAGUCGUGUUGGCGCGAAACGCCAAUUUGGAGACGCUGUUGAGGUGCGAAAUGUUAAACUCGGAAGGCGUGCAAGUCUCAAACGUCGUGUUUAAGACGAAAAUGAUUGAAACGCCUACGUUAUUUUUAGAGUUUGUGGAUUCCAAGCUACCCGACGAAGGCGGAUACGAGAGAGCGAAAGCAGAUUACGACCGUUUCAUCGAACUCGCGACCUCGAAAAACUGUCGAAAGAGCACGAUACAGUUUGCGAAAAACGCCGACGAGUUGGAUUCAAUUUGGGAAGCGAGAAGAGGAUGCUAUCUUGGGGCGAUGCGAUAUCGCGGCAUACAGUUGGGCACGCACAAAAAAGAGAAAGUUUACGUCGGGGACGUGUGCGUACCGAUUUCGAAACUCGCGGACUCGAUCGCCAACGCAGAAAGGUUGUUUAAACGAGCGAGAUUCCCGUGCGUGAUGUGUUGCCACAUCGCGGAUGGCAAUUACCACUGCUUAAUUCCGUUCAACGACGAUAACGAAAAAGAGUUACACAAAUUAGAAGAGGAGUUAGUCAACGCCGCGUUAGACGUCGGAGGUGUCGCUUCGGGCGAACACGGCGUUGGCGUCGGGAAGAUGAAACACAUCGUCCGCGAACACGGCGAGGCGCACAUUGAUAUCCAAAGGUCGAUAAAGAAAGCGUUGGAUCCUUUGAACAUAAUGAACCCGGGGAAGGUGAUAUCGUGGACGAGUCCUUCUUCUUCUUCUUCUUCUUUACGAUCAAGGAGUAAGCUGUGA
Molecule: messenger RNA, 1374 nt
Organism: Bathycoccus prasinos
Lineage: Eukaryota; Viridiplantae; Chlorophyta; Mamiellophyceae; Mamiellales; Bathycoccaceae
Product: FAD linked oxidase domain-containing protein
Exons: 1
Coding region: 1-1374 (457 amino acids)
Biological process (GO): lactate catabolic process
Cellular component (GO): mitochondrion
Molecular function (GO): D-lactate dehydrogenase (NAD+) activity; FAD binding; D-lactate dehydrogenase (cytochrome) activity
Source: RefSeq, a predicted model, not a curated record